AUGGAGCAUUUUCGCUAUCUGCUAGAAUAUCAGGUGUUAGUAUGCAAGCCCUGCGGUCAUGCCGUCCCACCUGCCCACCUUAGUACGCGUCUUAAAGGUCACCGCAAAGAAUGGCCGAGCCUUAACUCAGCUACGGCAGUCUCUCGGCUGGAGAAACAACUCGAGGAAUUCUCUUUGGCCGAACCCUCUCAGCAGCAGAUCCAGGUUCCAUCCCCUUCCUCCUUGGCCUUGCCCGGCCUACCAGUAGAGCAGGGUCUCGGAUGCACGCAAUGUCCAUUUGUGACUCGCUCUGAGGGUUGGAUGGAAAAACAUGUCCGGACCCAUCAGCUCACCCCACGACGGCAAGGUCGACCCCAGAAGACUACCGCCACUAUUGCAUUAGCGCAGCCGAGGGCGGGUUCAGAUCUCUGGGAAAAGGUCUACUCCGAGUGCUUCUUCCUCUCAGGCCCCCAAAGUCGAUUCUUUCGGGUCGCUCCGCCUCUUGAACCUACCACGGUAGACCCGGUUGAUCCUAUUCGCGCCCAGAUCUACGAGCAGAUCUAG
Penicillium riverlandense is the source of this 543-nucleotide messenger RNA. RefSeq lists its product as uncharacterized. The record is from RefSeq and is a predicted model, not a curated record. NCBI's taxonomy places the organism in Eukaryota, Fungi, Ascomycota, Eurotiomycetes, Eurotiales, Aspergillaceae. The coding region runs from base 1 to 543 and encodes 180 amino acids. The transcript has a single exon.